GUUCGUUACUGUUGAGACCCGUCCGGCUCCUCAGACAGAAGUUGGGAUUUUUUUCCGGAGUCAUGGGGCCAAAAUGACCAGGAACGCCUAAACCUUUACAGAGUUCCUCCUUUUUAUUGGACAUUUGAACCUGUUCUCGGCCUAAAUAUCGCGGUUUAAACUACAGGAUGAAAACGAGAGGUUCACCAUCAGCUCCGCCACCGGUUCACGUCCACGUAGCGGAGAGCACGCCUGUCCAUGUUCAUAUGAGGAGGAGUCCCAGCAGAUCUCCACAGGUGAGAGAUGAUCAGCUGAGGGGAGAUGGAGGCAAACCAAAGAUCCGGACGCCUUGGAUUCCACCAGGAAGAAACUCUUGCAGACAGGAUUUGGGUUCCUACAAGCCUCAGAAAAGCAGAACACAGCUUCAGUCAGACGAUGGGAUCAGGAAUCAGCGAGAUGAAGAGGAGCAGGAUGAAGACCGGCACAGAGUUUCUAAAAACCUCACUGUGCUGCUGGGGGAACAUGGCAGCUUAUCAGAGUCCCAUGAUCAACAAAGAGAGACAGACGUGCUCCUGAGGGCGCUGGUAGAGGCAGAAAUCGACGGUGUAGCUGUAGCCAAUCAGCUGACAGCUCUGAAGGAAACCAUUGAUGGCCUUACUAAGGAGCGGCGUCUGUCGAAGCUUCAUGCAGCCUCACUGGGACGGCAGCAGGAGCUGCUGCUGGAAAAAAUCGAAAUGUUUGACAAAACAAACCACAGCCUUCGAGACCUCCUCAGGGACUGGAGCGAUUCAGAGAGAAGGACUCUGAUGUGGUCGACAGAGAAAGACGCCCUGAAGAAGAAGUUGGCUGACAGUGAAGCAGAAAACAUGAGACUUUUCACUAAACUCUCUAACAAGGAGAAGGAGGCUUCACAGCUGGCUGAGCACCUGGACUUUGAAAAGGACAGCAUGAAGACAACAGAGGAGCUGUCAAGGAUUCUGGAGUCGACCCGCAAACAUCUGGAGUCUCAGCUGAACCAGGCUGAGGCAGAAAAGGCCCACCUGGCUGCUCAGAUCCAGAGGAUGCAUCAGAGUCAGGAGCAGCAGCGGAAGGAGCUCCGGAUUCUGCAGGAGGAGCUUCAGGCUCUGAGGGAGCAGAGGGGGGAAGAGGAGGCGCAGAAGAGGGAGGAGCGAGAGGAGCUGGCCCUGACCACGCAGCGCGCCGAACAAGCCAAGGAGACGGCAAGACAACUGGCAGAGAAAGUUCAGGAGAAGGAGGCGCAGCUGUCUCAGGCUCUGUCCACGUCCAGCGACUGGUGCCUGCGCCACUCGAAGGAAGCAGCUGGGAAACGGCAGCUGGAGGAAGAAAUCUCUGACCUCAAACGGAGGAUCACUGAGCUGAACUCCCGGCUUCGCUCGGCAGAGGAGAAGAGUCGAGCAGAGAGGGAGGAGCUCAGAAAUCAGCUUCACCAAAUGAGCGCUGAGAGCGCCUCCACGAAGCUGGAAAACCAAACGCUCAGGAGCGAGCUGACGUCGUCUGAGGAGAAAUUCAGGCGACUUCAUUCUGAGGCUCGUCAGCUGAAGUCAUCGGUCAAAAAGUCUGAAAUCCUGGUGGAGAAAUACAAGAAGAAGGUCCAGCAGGCCCGUCUGGAGGCAGAGGAGCACUGUCUGAGGCUAGAGGUGACACAGAAGGAGGCACGGGAGCUAAAGGAGAGCCUGGAGAAGGAGAAGGAGCAGAUGAGACGGGAGCUGCUGAACCAGAUCCAGGAGCUUGAGGCUUUGCCAGAGAGGCUGAGGAGGACGGAACAGCAGCUCCGAGACACACAGGAGGAGGCUGACGUCCAGGAGAGGAGGAAGAUGGAUCAUCAGGCUGCCCUGUCUGACGUCAGACUCAAGGUGGAGCAGCAAGGGGCUCAGCUGCAAACAUUUCAGCAGAGGAAUCUGCUGUUGCAGGAGGAAAACAACGUCCUGAAGGAGAAAAUUAACAACCUAGAGAGGAAGCUGGAGGAUAUGAAUGCAGAAAACCGAACUACGUCUCAAACUCUGAGCCUGAAGGAAGGAAACAUCCGCAGCCUUCAGCAGCAGCUGGAGGAGAAAACCCGCGAGUGCAGCGUGGUGUCCAGGCAGCUGCAGCAAGCUCUGGACGACGCUCAGAGACAGGUGGACAACAGCAUGCACAGGGUUCUGGCCAAAGAGAAGGCGUCCCAGUCCAAAGCGCUGGAGCUGCAGAGCCAGCUGAGCCGAGCCAAAUCAGAGCUGAGUCAGGUGCAGCGAAGCAAGGAGGAUAUGGAGCGUCGCUUUCAGACCCAGCUUCACAACAUGAAGGAGCGGCUGGACCAGUCGGAUUCUACAAACCGCAGCUUGCAGAACUAUGUUCAGUUUCUGAAGACCUCAUAUGGAAACGUCUUUGGUGAAUCUCAGCUCUCCAGCUGAGAAGAAUCCAGAACUCUCCUACGGCGUACAUUGUAGGACAUCCGAAGGUCUCAGGAAAUUUGUUGUUUCAGGAAAUGAAAGUUAUUUUUGCCAAAUAAGUGAAAUAUGUACAGACCAACUGUGCAGAAAUUUAAGUUUAACAAAGCUACAUUCUUGCCUAAAAACAUCCAACAUCCCUCUAUUUCCCAUUGUUCCCUGCGGGUCCAAGCGGAUUGGACAGCAAUGGCGGACGAUGGUGGUAACAUUUUAUUCCAGAGUCCAGAAAACUUUUCUAGGCACCCGAAAUUUUAUUUGUAUUUAUUUUUUGUCUAAGGAGAACUAAGGAUGUCCUAAAACCUACACCGUACUCUAAAGCACAGAUGUUCCAUUAAUUAAGGAGUGACUCACACUGUUUUAAAAUAAAAAGGUCUGAACCUCAUUUAUUACUUUUUCAGCAUUCUUGUAGAAGUAAAAACCUUUCAGAAAAAAGAAUUUUGUAACCUGUUUUUUUAUCGCAUUGUUUGUUUAACUUCAAAUAUGAACUUUCAUUAGUAUAUAUUUACAGAUUAUAGCAAGGCUGUCAUUAAUUAAAAUCACUCUUAAAGAUUUUCUGUCUUUUAUUUAUUUAAAUAUUUUUAUCUUUGGAUUGUUAACAUGGUGACAGUCCCCUUUGGAU
This is a messenger RNA of Cyprinodon variegatus (sheepshead minnow), 3045 nucleotides long. Its product is annotated as outer dense fiber protein 2-like. NCBI's taxonomy places the organism in Eukaryota, Metazoa, Chordata, Actinopteri, Cyprinodontiformes, Cyprinodontidae. The transcript has 17 exons. The coding region runs from base 168 to 2390 and encodes 740 amino acids. The record is from RefSeq and is a predicted model, not a curated record. Gene Ontology annotation, cellular component: centrosome. Gene Ontology annotation, biological process: regulation of cilium assembly.